Messenger RNA from Moneuplotes crassus, 356 nucleotides. Lineage: Eukaryota; Ciliophora; Spirotrichea; Euplotida; Euplotidae. The record is from the annotation of a GenBank genome assembly.
UCACAAAUGUUUGAUUCAAUCAAGGAGGGUUAUAAACAAGGAAUGGAGGCAAGAGAAAGUCCUCCAAAUGCCUCUCAAGGACCAGCAAUGUCAUUUGCCAACUUUAUCCCAGGUUUUGAGGCAGAUAUGAAUGACCAGCAGAAAAAGGAUUCUAAACUUCUUCUAAAAUCGUUUAUGAGCGUCUGCACUCCUCAAUGUCUAAGGAGAGAGAAGAAUUAUGUGUCCGAGAGCGAGCUUUGCAUGGCCAAAUGUUAUGAUCUGGCUCUGAGGUACUACAUGACCGGCUUCGAUGAAGUAGACCAAGUCCUGAGAGAGAACAAUAUCGUCCCUAGCAAAAUUCAAUAAUUAGCUCAUUA